GGGAAUCUACAUUGUACUGCAUACUAUAGCUCAGGGCUAAGCCGACUACUACAUACUGCGCAUGCUCACUACUAAACCCCAUCACCGCCUUACUAUCUAUAUCCAUCCGCCGCCCCCCCCUCUCCCGUAACCAAGAAAAUUGUUGCAGCCAUAACUAAACUAACUAUGAAAACUGCACUGUUCUCAGUUGCGAUGAGUUGACACUAAGUAUCAGUACGGCCCAAUAAUCAACAAUAAAAGGUCGAGGCUAAUAUUCGCGGACAACAGCCAGUCCACAACGUGUGCGGCAGUAAUACGUCCAUUUCCAAAAAGUAGUGCACAUCCGCGCGAAAACGAGGGACUAUUGUGCGGGGAUUUUCGGCGCCCAUGAGACGGCAUUCGAAGUAAAUCGUCUCGUUUGUGCAGCGUGGUCCUCAGCUAGGAACAGAACAGCCAAGGCGGGGAUUGGCUGUAUAAACACGACGGACACGGUAAGCAGCCUCACUGGGUUUCUACCAGGUUACCGAAUCUUUUCCAGGUCAGUGUUGGGUGUCGGGCCCUACCGGAUGUGGAAGUUGAUCUCUUCUGUGGUAAAAAAUAAUUCAACUUCCCCCGGAACCCAGAUCAUCCGAACGAUUUCCUGUUUAUUGCGUUAAAGUCGGCGAGUUUCCGGGGAUCCGGGGCUGUGCAAGGCCUCUCCCGGGGUUGUACGGGCACGGGCAGCUCGGAGGGCGGGAAUGGCUUGAUGGGUGCCCGCCUUACGGAGACAUGGAGGCCUAGGCUUCGCUCGCCGGCUCCUACUGGAUGGGCCGCUCCCAUCGGGCGGGAAAAUAAAAACCCGGGAUUAUAUUAAUUUAUGUCCUUGGUAGACUUGGGAAAGAAGCUUUUGGAGGCAGCUCGGGCAGGUCAAGACGAUGAAGUCCGGAUACUAAUGGCAAAUGGAGCCCCAUUCACUACGGACUGGCUUGGAACUUCCCCGCUCCAUUUAGCAGCACAGUAUGGUCACUACUCCACGACUGAAGUGUUGCUUCGGGCAGGAGUGAGUAGGGAUGCACGGACAAAGGUAGAUCGGACUCCAUUGCACAUGGCUGCUUCAGAGGGACAUGGAAACAUCGUAGAAGUCUUAAUUAAGCAUGGUGCAGACAUCAAUGCCAAAGACAUGCUGAAGAUGACUGCUCUGCACUGGGCCACUGAACACAAUCACCAGGACGUAGUGGAGCUUCUGAUUAAGUACGGGGCUGAUGUACAUAGCCAGAGUAAAUUCUGCAAAACUGCAUUUGAUAUAUCGAUGGAUAAUGGAAAUGAGGACCUUGCGGAGAUCUUACAGAUUGCAAUGCAGAACCAAAUUAAUACAAAUCCAGAAAGUCCAGACACUGUGACCAUACAUACAGCUACUCCACAGUUCUUUAUUGGUCCUGGAGGGGUAGUAAACCUGACAGAUGACAAUGGUGUUUCAUCUACAGUGCAGUUUGGCAACUCUUCGACGUCUGUUUUAGCCACGUUAGCGGCAUUAGCUGAAGCUUCUGCCCCUCUGUCCAAUUCUUCAGAAACCCCAGUUGUGGCAACUGAAGAGGUGGUGACUGCCGAGUCCGUAGAUGGUGCGAUACAGCAAGUCGUUAGUUCCGGUGGGCAGCAGGUCAUCACAAUAGUGACAGAUGGCCUACAUCUUGGGAAUCUCCAGUCUAUCCCAACCAGUGGUAUAGGUCAACCGAUCAUAGUCACAAUGCCGGAUGGUCAGCAAGUACUGACAGUACCAGCAACGGACAUUGCUGAAGAAACUGUGAUUAGUGAAGAACCUCCGUCCAAAAGACAGUGUAUUGAGAUUAUUGAAAAUCGUGUUGAGUCUGGAGAAAUUGAGAUUCCAGAAACUUCUGGGUCAGAAAUCUAUAUUGUGAAUACUCAAGAGUUCUCUCAGGAAAGAGAAUCCCUUCAGAAGCAGCUUGAUGAAGCCAACAGAGAAGCACAGAAAUAUCGACAACAGCUUUUUAAAAAAGAACAAGAAGCAGAGGCCUAUAGGCAGAAGCUAGAAGCUAUGACCCGACUGCAGACUAACAAAGAAGUUGUUUAAGUACUUAACUGGAGUAGACUUAUAAUUUUCAUAUUCUCAUUGAUGAAGAGGCAGACCUGUUCUAUGCACUGUAUGGCUACACGUGCAGCGUUUUGAACCUGUUAUGGUUCAGCCACAAAGCAGAAUCUUCACCAAGAAAGCCCCAACUUCAUUGUGACCUGCAUUAUACAUAAAGUGCUGGUAUUACAAAGGUCAAUCUUUGUGAAGAAUAUUUAAAAUGAAAUACUGUAUAUAGUUUUUUUUCAGUUAGCAGAUUCGUUGAUGCUGGUUUGUUUGGGAAAGAUGCAGAUAUACAACUAUCAAUAAAUAUAUAGAUAUAACAAAAAACAUUUUAAAGCUAAAUACAGCAUUGAAAAGUAAAGUUCUCCACACUUAAUUUGACAAAAAAAA
This is a messenger RNA of Spea bombifrons (plains spadefoot toad), 2437 nucleotides long. It is a transcript of the gene GABPB1, whose product is annotated as GA binding protein transcription factor subunit beta 1. NCBI's taxonomy places the organism in Eukaryota, Metazoa, Chordata, Amphibia, Anura, Pelobatidae. Gene Ontology annotation, molecular function: transcription cis-regulatory region binding; protein binding. The transcript is spliced from 10 exons. Gene Ontology annotation, cellular component: nucleus. The record is from RefSeq and is a predicted model, not a curated record. Gene Ontology annotation, biological process: positive regulation of transcription by RNA polymerase II. Bases 836 to 2047 code for a protein of 403 amino acids.